Molecule: messenger RNA, 3424 nt
Organism: Acomys russatus (golden spiny mouse)
Lineage: Eukaryota; Metazoa; Chordata; Mammalia; Rodentia; Muridae
Gene: Itga8
Product: integrin subunit alpha 8
Exons: 30
Coding region: 196-3384 (1062 amino acids)
Biological process (GO): cell-cell adhesion; cell-matrix adhesion; cell adhesion mediated by integrin
Cellular component (GO): external side of plasma membrane; integrin complex
Molecular function (GO): integrin binding
Source: RefSeq, a predicted model, not a curated record
UGGAGAGGGUCGAGCGCGGACGGCUGCUGCUAGCACAGAGCGGCUGGGUUGGCGGGCCGCACAGGACGCGAGGACUGUCACUGUGGACGCGCCGAGCUCACCAACCCGGGACAACGGCCUCUGGGCAGCAUCAGGCCUUUUCCUCUGGACUCGACGCUCCCGAUCCCGGGUGAGCAGCGUUCAGGGCGUAGAGUGAUGUCUGCGGAAGCCCACAGCAGUCCCCGGGGGAACCCAGCGCCUUCGUUCGAGCUUCUCUUUUGCGUUUUGGCUGCACUGGGGAUGCUGUGGUCCCCCGCAUCGCUGGCGUUCAACUUGGACGUAGACAAGCUCACCGUGUACACUGGCCCCGAGGGCAGCUACUUUGGCUACUCACUGGACUUCUACAUACCUGAUGCGCAUACAGCCAGUGUCUUGGUGGGGGCGCCCAAAGCCAACACUAGCCAGCCGGAUAUCGUAGAAGGGGGAGCUGUCUACUACUGUCCCUGGCCGGCAGAGAGGUCUGCACAAUGCAAGCAGAUACCGUUUGACAACACCAACAACAGGAAAAUCCGAGUUAAUGGAACCAAAGAACCUAUAGAGUUUAAAUCAAACCAAUGGUUUGGAGCAACAGUGAGAGCUCACAAAGGAAAAGUUGUGGCCUGUGCCCCUUUGUAUCACUGGAGGACUCUUAAACCUAAUCCAGCAAAGGACCCGGUUGGCACAUGCUAUGUAGCAAUUCAGAAUUUCAGCGCUUAUGCCGAGCACUCUCCUUGCCGGAACAGUAAUGCUGAUCCUGAAGGCCAAGGUUACUGCCAAGCAGGCUUUAGUCUGGACUUCUAUAAGAAUGGAGACCUUAUAGUGGGAGGACCUGGAAGCUUCUACUGGCAAGGUCAGGUGAUCACUGUCAGCGUAGCAGAUAUCAUUGCAAAUUACUCAUUCAAGGAUAUUCUAAGAAAACUGGCAGGAGAAAAGCAGACAGAUGUGGCUCCAGCUUCCUACGACGACAGCUACCUUGGAUAUUCGGUUGCUGCCGGAGAAUUCACUGGGGACUCGCAGCAAGAAUUGGUUGCUGGGAUUCCAAGAGGAGCGCAGAACUUUGGAUAUGUCUCCAUCAUUAAUUCCACAGACAUGACCUUCAUUCAGAAUUUCACUGGCGAACAGAUGGCGUCUUACUUCGGGUAUACCGUUGUGGUAUCGGAUGUUAACAGUGAUGGCAUGGAUGACAUAUUGGUGGGGGCGCCUCUCUUUAUGGAGCGUGAAUUUGAAAGCAAUCCUAAAGAAGUAGGGCAGGUCUACCUGUACCUACAAGUGAGCACCCUCCUCUUCCAGGACCCACAGGUCCUCACCGGCACGGAGACUUUCGGGAGAUUCGGCAGUUCUGUGGCCCACUUGGGGGACCUGAACCAAGAUGGAUACAACGACAUCGCCAUUGGUGUACCCUUUGCAGGCAAGGAUCAAAGAGGCAUGGUGCUAAUCUACAAUGGAAACCCAAAAGGCUUGCAUACCAAGCCUUCCCAAGUUCUGCAAGGAAUGUGGGGCUCAGAGGCCAUCCCUUCUGGAUUUGGCUUUUCUCUAAGAGGAGACGCAGACAUAGACAAGAAUGAUUACCCAGAUUUACUUGUAGGGGCAUUUGGAAAGGGGAAAGUAGCUGUUUACAGAGCGAGGCCAGUUGUGACAGUGGAUGCCCAGCUCCUGCUGCACCCAAUGAUUAUCAACCUUGAAAAUAAAACUUGCCAGAUUCCGGAAUUCCCGACCCCUGUGGCCUGCUUUUCUUUAAGAGUCUGUGCAUCUAUAGCGGGCCAGAGCAUUUCAAAUACAAUAGCCCUGAGGGCCGAGGUGCAGUUAGAUUUCUUGAAGCAAAAAGGCGCCAUCAAGCGGACACUCUUCCUCCACAACCAUCAGUCCCAUCUCAUCUUCCCCUUUGUGGUAGAGCGACAGAAAUUCUUCCACUGCCAGGAUUUUAUGGUUUACCUUCGAGAUGAAACUGAAUUCCGAGAUAAAUUAUCUCCAAUCAACAUUAGCUUGAACUACAGUUUGGAUGAUUCCACCUUUAAAGACAGCCUGGAGGUGAAACCAAUUUUGAACUACUACAGGGACAAUGUUGUCACUGAGCAGGCUCGCAUCCUGGUGGACUGUGGAGAAGACAAUCUCUGUGUCCCUGACUUGAAGCUGUCGGCUAGACCAGACAAACAUCAGAUAAUUAUUGGCGAUGAAAAUCACCUUAUGCUCAUAAUAAAUGCGAGGAAUGAAGGAGAAGGAGCCUACGAAGCUGAACUCCUCGUUAUGAUCCCGGAAGAAGCGGACUAUGUUGGGAUUGAGCGCAACAACAAGGCACUGAGGCCACUGAGCUGUGAGUACAAGAUGGAAAACGUGACAAGGAUGGUGGUGUGUGACCUAGGCAACCCGAUGGUGACUGGAACAAACUUUUCUCUGGGCCUCCGAUUUGCCGUUCCUCGUCUUGAGAAAACAAACAUGAGCAUUAACUUCGAUCUCCAAAUCAGAAGCACCAACAAGGACAAUCCAGACAGCAAUUUUGUGAGUGUGCAAAUCAACAUCACUGCUGUUGCUCAAGUAGAAAUAAGAGGAGUGUCCCACCCUCCACAGAUUGUUCUGCCCAUCCAUAACUGGGAACCGGAAGAGGAGCCCCACAGGGAAGAGGAAGUCGGUCCUUUGGUUGAGCACAUUUAUGAGCUGCACAAUAUUGGACCCAGCACCAUCAGUGACACCAUUCUAGAAGUGGGCUGGCCAUUCUCUGCACGGGAUGAGUUUCUCCUCUAUGUUUUUCGUCUUCAGACUCUGGGUCCUCUACGAUGUCAAACGAAUGCUGAGAUCAACCCCCAGGAUAUAAAGCCUGCUGUUUCCCCAGAGGACACCCCCGAGCUCAGUGCCUUCUUAAGAAAUGCUACAAUUCCUCAUCUUGUCAGGAAGAGGGAUGUGCCGGUGGUCCAGCUCCACAGACAGAGUCCUGCAAAAACACUGAACUGUACAAACAUUGAGUGCUUGCAAAUCUCUUGUGCAGUGGGACGGCUUGGAGGAGGAGAGAGCGCAGUCCUGAAGGUCAGAUCAAGACUGUGGGCCCACACAUUCCUUCAGAGAAAGAAUGACCCUUAUGCUCUUGCAUCCCUGGUGUCCUUUGAAGUGAAAAGGAUGCCUUAUAAAGACCAGCCAGCAAAGCUUCCAGCCGGGAGCACAGUGAUUAAGACGUCGGUUAUUUGGGCCACUCCAAAUGUCUCCUUCUCAAUUCCACUGUGGGUCAUAAUACUAGCGGUCCUUCUUGGCUUGCUGGUGUUGGCCAUCUUAACUUUAGCUUUAUGGAAGUGUGGAUUCUUUGAUAGAGCAAGACCACCCCAGGAUGAAAUGACGGACCGGGAACAACUGACCAGUGACAAGACCCCAGAGGCAUGACUUAGACACAUGAAGACCUAAAACCCAAGCACUGGUCCUG